Maniola jurtina (meadow brown) is the source of this 1639-nucleotide messenger RNA. RefSeq lists its product as uncharacterized. Lineage: Eukaryota; Metazoa; Arthropoda; Insecta; Lepidoptera; Nymphalidae. The record is from RefSeq and is a predicted model, not a curated record. The coding region runs from base 510 to 1265 and encodes 251 amino acids. The transcript is spliced from 2 exons.
UAAAAUUUAAGUUGGAGUUUAUGGAUAUAGAAGAUUCGGAUGUAUUAACCACAGUCAAGUUUAUUCUAUUAUUCUUUUUGACCUUGACUAGGCAAUUGGCUACCAGGAGAUCUUUGACCAGUUUUUGGUCUUGUAUGAUACCUUCUUUUAUUUCAGGAUUUGAGACAGAGCAUUCGAUGACCAUUUCAGAUCUCGGAGGGAUGUUAUAUACAGGUUCGUGGAAUAGUAACUUUAUAUUUACAUCAUUGAUUCUUAGAGUGUUCUUAGUGUAAUUAAUGUUACACCCAAAAGCGUUUAGCAUAUCAGUUCCGAUUAUGCCAUCAUAAGGUAUGUCAAUUUCUCUUACGACAUGGAAUUUGUAGCUGAUCGAUUUUUGUUUGGAAUCUAGAGGUUGUAAUUUUAAGUUAAAGUGGCCCAUGGUCUUUGUUGACUCUUGACCAGGAUCUAUUCCCUUUAGGUUGAUUUGCUCCUUGACAAGAGUGAGAUAUGUUUGGAUUGAAUUAUAUUUAAUGAGGCUAAUUGCUGAACCUGAAUCAAUGAGUAAUGAAAGAGGUAUAUCUGAAACAGAGGACUUGAUGAGGAUAUGCGGGAGUAAUAUUUUCUCUGGAUUAGUAGUAAUUUCAAAGACUUUAUUACCUUUAAUGGCGUCGGAUUUUGAAUCCUUUACAGGAUCGAAGUUCUGGGAUUUAGAAUCGGAUUUGGGAGAUCUGAGUUCUUCACGGCGAACUUCAGACUGGAUUUUCACUUGCGAGGUGGACACGGAGGGUUUUGUCACGGAUGCAGAGGUUUUCUUUACAGACACAGAGGGUUUCAACUUGGAUACAGAGGAUUUCUUUGCAGGUACGGAGGGUUUUGUCACGGAUGCAGAGGUUGUAUUCACGGAUUCAGAGGGUUUAUUCACGGAUACAGAGGAUUUCUUUGCAGAUACGGAGGGUUUUGUCACGGAUGCAGAGGUUGUAUUCACGGAUUCAGAGGGUUUAUUCACGGAUACAGAGGGUUUCGACUCGGAUACGGAGGGUUUUUUCACAGAUACGGAGGGUUUUUUCACAGAUACAGAGGGUUUUGAGUCGGAUACAGAGGUUUUCUUCACGGAUACAGAGGGUUUCGACUCGGAUACAGAGGUUUUAUUCACAGAUACAGAGGGUUUUGAGUCGGAUACAGAGGUUUUCUUCACGGAUACAGAGGGUUUCGACUCGGAUACAGAGGUUUUAUUCACAGAUACAGAGAGUUUAGUCACGGGUGCACGUCCCAACACGGAUGCAUAGGAUUUUGACAUGGAUACAGAGGGUUUGGCAUCGAUUUUGAAUUUUUGGUGUCCCGUACGACACCAAGACGGGACCUUUAUUCGUUUAAAUGAUCUGGGGAAUAAUCAUUCUCAGAACCAGUGUCUACCUCAUCACGAGACUCGAUAUUCUCUUCUUGCAUGAAAUUUACGCGACUGGGGCCCGGUCUAGAGAAUGAGUUGGGAUUACGAGCCGGUGCUUGUGCCUGAGGGUUACGAUAACGGCUAUUAUUGUAUUCACGUUUUUUGCAAUUCAUUAAAACGUGACCUUCGGAUUUGCAGUAUCUGCAAAUCACUGGGGAUUUGGAAGACGUGUCAUUGGGUUGAGAGUUAGCGGGUCGUUGCGCAAAACUCGAU